ACGCCGACGGAGAUAGGCCCGAAAUAGUUCGAAGCACACUGCACACAGUGCAUACAACAGCUUUGACUUUUGUGUAAGUCGUUACUCGUUAGUACAGAGGCUAGAGCUCUGCUGCACACUGCACAGGGCCAACAAGACAGUCGCACUCGCAGGAGCUUUAGACAGUUUAUUAGAGGUGUUAUAGAAAAAGUGACCGGCAGAGCAGCAGCGACAUUGGAGGCCGAUGCGUAACCUAAAAGUCAAACAUUGACGUGUGUUUACAGUGGAUCUGUUAUCUGUUGAUCGAUUGAAAAAGUAAUCGAGUGCAUUUUUGGUGAAAAUGCCUCCAACGCAAAAUUCCAGUAUUGAUUCUGCUCAAUCGGACUCUGAAAGUGGUACUGGUUCAUCGGCUUCAAGCCGCAGUGGAAGUCCAAACUCCUCACACAAACCACAGCAAUCUGAGCGAGCUGGCUCAAAUGAUGGAAGUCGACCACACUCCAGAGCUUCGAGCAGACGAAGCAGUCGUUCCAGAUCUGUAAGCAGAUCUCCAUCCAAAGCGAGAUCUCGCAGUCCAAGAUCUUCAAGAUCUAGAAGCAAAACACCUGGUAGUCAUAGAUCAGGUUCUCAUCGCUCGCGAAGUGGAUCUGUAAAUUCAGCUAGAUCAGGCUCACAUCAUUCUCGCACCCCAUCGCCUGCAGGAAGUCAAAAAUCUGGACACAGUAGAAGAUCAGGAAGAUCCAGAAGUGGUUCGUACAACAGUAAGCGAUCUGGUAGUCAUGUGAGCCAGCGAUCUGGAAGCAAUGUUAGUAAAAGGUCUGGAAGUCAUGCCAGCAGGCGAUCAGGAAGUCAUGCAAGCAGAAGAUCUGGAAGUCACACUAGCAGACGAUCGGGAAGUCAUGAAAGUAGAAGAUCUGGAAGCCAUGCUAGCAGGCGAUCUGGAAGUCAUGUCAGCAAAAGAUCUGGAAGUCACGUUAGUCACAGAUCAGGUAGUCAGACUAGUAGGAGGUCUGGAAGUCAUGGAAGUAGAAGUUCGAGUGGCUCGAGACAUAGUCGAUCCAGAAGUCCUUCUCAUGACUCCUUGAAAAAAACUACCGCUGCAGCCGACGACGACGACAAACAACAACAACAGCAACCGGAGAAACGACGCGUGCGAAGCGACGACUCCGAGUCCGACAACGCCGAGACCAAGGCCAAGAAGAAGCGCAGCGCCCUGAUCGACAGCGACUCCGAGCCCGACGACGAGAUCCAGAAGGCCAGCAAGCAAAGUGACGAGCCGCAGCCGACGGCCGACGCUCUGUUCGGGGACGACAUCAGCGACAUCAGUACCGACGACGAGGACGAGGCGGCGGCCGGGAAAAAAGACGCCGACAAGGAGGCCGACGACGACGACGACGCCGUGGCCGGGGCUUCCACCUCGGAGGCCGCUGCUGCCGAUUAUACACCCGCUUCACCACCGGUGCAUCGACGCAGUCGCAGUCGCAGCAGGAGUAGGAGUCGCAGCAGGAGCCGCAGUCGCGACGGGUCCGAGGAGAGGAGUCGCGCGCCCCUCAUCGAGGACGACGAGGAAAAGGAGAAGGAGGACGAGCCGCCACCGGAGACGCGCAUCGACGUCGAGAUACCCAAGAUCACGACCGAUCUCGGCCGCGAGAUACACUUCGUCAAGCUGCCCAACUUUUUGUCCGUGGAGACUCGGCCCUUCGAUCACGAGACUUACGAGGACGAGAUCGACGAAGAGGAGACCCUCGACGAGGAGGGCCGCGCCAGGCUCAAGCUCAAAGUGGAAAAUACUAUAAGAUGGAAGGAGGACUUCAACGAGGACGGCAAGCUCGAGAAGCAGAGCAACGCCCGCUUCGUGCGCUGGUCCGACGGCAGCAUGUCGCUGCAUCUCGGCUCGGAGAUAUUCGACGUGUACAAGCAGCCGCUGCAGGGCGAUCACAAUCAUCUCUACAUCAGGCAGGGCACGGGUCUGCAGGGCCAGUCGGUGUUCCGCACCAAGCUCACGUUCAGGCCGCACUCGACCGAGUCCUUCACCCAUCGCAAGAUGACCAUGUCGCUGGCCGACAGAUCGCAAAAGACGAGCGGCAUCAAGGUCAUAUCGCAGGUCGGCACCAAUCCCGACCAGAACAAGUACGAGAUGAUCAAGAAGGAGGAGGAGAAGCUGCGCAUGGCCAUGCGCGCCCAGAGCAAGCCCAAGAAGCCGUCGGGCCGCGGCUCGAAUCGGGCCAACGCCGGCUACGGCAACGAUCCGUAUCACGACGAGGCCUCGGACGACGAGAACGCGAUCUCGCUGGCGGCCAUCAAGAACAAGUACAAGAACAAGUCCGGUGGCGGUGUCUCGAAACUCGCCUCCAAUAUAUAUUCAUCUGACGAAGAGGGAUCGGAUUUCGAGGCCGGCCGGCCCAAGAAGCACCAAAAGAGCCGCACGAUUCUGGAUUCCGACGAAGAAUCGAAAUCUGGCUCGGAUUCCGCCAGUGGCGGCGACAACGUGGACGUUGAAAAAGAUAGCGAAGAAGAAGAGUAAACAGUGUACAAAUGUGUAUUUUCAGUAUAAAAUAAUGUAUAAAACUGCAACUUGUUAGUUUGAAAAUUAUCAUAGGGUUCUUUUUUAAGUCAUAAAAAUUCACAUUGAAUCUUUAUUGUCAAUUCGAUUCAAUUACUUACUUGAAUAAAAAAAAGUUUUUAGUAAUUAAGUA
Trichogramma pretiosum is the source of this 2672-nucleotide messenger RNA. It is a transcript of the gene Atu, whose product is annotated as another transcription unit protein. Gene Ontology annotation, biological process: transcription elongation by RNA polymerase II; positive regulation of transcription elongation by RNA polymerase II. Lineage: Eukaryota; Metazoa; Arthropoda; Insecta; Hymenoptera; Trichogrammatidae. The transcript has 7 exons. Gene Ontology annotation, molecular function: RNA polymerase II C-terminal domain phosphoserine binding. The coding region runs from base 320 to 2500 and encodes 726 amino acids. Gene Ontology annotation, cellular component: Cdc73/Paf1 complex; nucleus. The record is from RefSeq and is a predicted model, not a curated record.